AUUUACUGCGAAAGUACUUUCCGGCAGCGGUGAAACCGAGGAGAAAGCAAAGAUAGGCGUCGGAAGUAAAACAGAAAUUCGGAUUUGCACAAUUAUUUGCACAAUUAUCGCAUAAGGGAAGUGAUCUUCGUUUAUAAACCCUUUCACCUUGUAGAUGAAACUUUAUUUAGCGUUUUUUUUAAACGUGUAUCGCCCCCUUGAUGAAGUGGGAUGGCUGCAGUGCCGACUGGGCCUAGCAGCGCAUUGCCAGCAUCCCCGGCUGAAAUUAUUCCCUUCCCCGGGGAUGGGAGUGUCGAACAUGGGCAAGGGGAGCAGUCCGGCUGCGGUCGGGAGGGCUCUGUAGCUUCUGGGGCAAGACAGGAGCAGCAGGUCAGCGAGGACAAACGGUCAAGUCAGAAAAAACAGAAAAACAUGCUAUCCCAUGCUAACCCGGCUGCGCUACACCUCAAAACGCAAGCCCUGCAAGAACAGAAAAUGAACGGCUUGGUCAGUCUGUCGGAAAAUCGACCCAAAAAUCUGAGAACGUCCACGGAGUACUGUGACAACAGCAGUUUUGGAGACGACCCGAGCGACAAAAACAAUAGCGACCAUUGCUGCCAACAUGAGGACCACAGUCCGUGUUCGAAAGGCAGCCACCCUCACUUGAACAACAAUAGCAUGAACGGUAUGCUGACUAUCACAAGAACUGAGGCUAUCCAAAGCCACCCUGUAACGGGAGACAGCCCCGGUGGUAACGUUAGGAAAGGGGAAUGCGACCCCACGGAACCCCCUCGUUCACCGAGCCAGCAGUCCCCAGACUGCGAAGGCCCCGGUGAGCCCCGGGCUGGAGUAGAGAGUGAACCCGACGCCUCAUACCAGCCGCCGGUGUCAGAACUAGCGAGGCUGGAUUUGAACUUUUCUCCUUGCCGAGGAGAGGAAGAGAGCCAGGGGAUUCAUUAUGUCCGCUACGAAUCCGAGUUACAGAUGCCAGGAAUCAUGAGGUUGAUCACCAAGGACUUAUCUGAGCCCUAUUCCAUUUAUACCUAUAGGUACUUCAUCCACAACUGGCCGCAGCUCUGCUUUCUGGCCAUGGUGGAGCAGGAGUGCGUGGGGGGCAUUGUGUGCAAGCUGGACAUGCACAAGAAGAUGUUUCGUCGUGGCUACAUCGCCAUGCUGGCUGUGGACUCCAAACACCGGAGGAAAAGCAUUGGUACUAACCUAGUGAAGAAGGCCAUCUAUGCCAUGGUAGAGGGGGACUGUGAUGAGGUGGUUCUUGAGACUGAGAUCACUAACAAGUCAGCUCUGAAGCUGUAUGAGAACCUGGGUUUUGUCCGAGACAAGCGGCUCUUCAGAUAUUACCUGAACGGUGUGGACGCGCUGAGGCUCAAACUCUGGCUCCGCUAGAGAGAGGAGGAUGACAGGUGCUGCCCUCUUACUGAACCAACUCCACAGUCUCAGUCACACACAUACACCCUUAUGCACAUGCACGCAUAUUCACAUACAUAUGCAUACACAUAGGCACACGCACACUACCCCAUCAGACAUACACCCCUGAUUUUUUGAUCCUCGACAUCUUGGAUACUGGCUCUUUGGUCAAGGCUGCACUGAAAGGACAGACAGACAGAAAUCCCACCAAAUGUUUUUAUGACGAGACCCCUGCCGCCUUAGCUGUAGGACCUUGUGAGAGGGGGGAGGGAUGUGUGAUGUGGUCUGAUGACCUUUAGCCUCUAAACUUUGACCCCCUCAACGGAGCAGUGUGUGAGGCAUGAGGUCAAGUCAGUACCCACAAACCCCCGGAGGGCAACUCAUCACGUUGAGUCAUCCACCAGAAUGCAGGGAAGAAGAAGAAGAAGUGGGGGAAAAAAUAAUAAACGGAGGAUGAAAAUAAGGAAGUGGGGGGGGCAGACUCAAGAACGUUUUUUUUGUGUUUCUUUUUUUAAUCUCAUGAGUCAACAGGGGGUUGGAAAAGCUAUAGUGUGUGUGUGUGAUUUUUUUUCCUAGUGGAUUUGGAAAAGUGAGUGUUCAAGCUAUUUCUUGUAUGCACGUGUAAGGGAUGUGGUUGGUGUGACUGGGUGUGAGUGUUUUGUGAAGUUGUGUAGUGCUUGGUGGGAAUCCUGAGUUAUGCGUGUUGGAGUGUGUUUCUCCCCCUGUCUGUGUUUUUGUUGCCCCCUACGGUGUGAGAUGAUCACGCCGAUGGCUUUGCUUGCUGUUCAGUUUUCCCCCCCCAGACAAAGAGCUGGAGCCUGUAAAGAUAUGCAUGCAUUCAUUUUAACACAAGUGGCGUGAUGAGUGUGUGUUGGAUAACACUGAGCAUUGCCCAGUUCCGAACAGAACCAUAGUCCUAACUCCUAGGCACGUGUAGAUCUGAAAGGACUGGAUAGGUGUAAGCAGUAUGGUGCAAAUUCUUCCUGGCCUAUCAGAGGGCAAGGUGGAGCUAUAACCAUUUUAGUCAUUCCUAUCCAAUCAAUUUAGAAAUAUGUGAAGUGCUUAGUGGAGGAGGGGCGGUUUUGAGAUUGGGUCUUUUUGCAGAUCAAAGCAAAUUUCCACCAAAUCCACUUCCAGCUACAAACACUUCUGAAUAACCUUUAGAAGGAGACAAUUCAGUUUAAAUUCAAAAUAGUUAUUGACAAAGGAGUCGUUUUAGGUGUGGGAGGGGAAACUAUUCCAUUAUUGCAGUUUGUUCAUUCAGAUUCCUCCUAACUUGUAGACUCGAUUCAAGUACCACUCUGUCUUUCAAUCAAUCUUCGUCACAGUUGUCUGUCUGAAUGAACCCCAUCCAGAGCACUAGAGUCCUGUUUCAGCAUGGCAAAGUGUCAGGCUGGAAUAGUAAUAUUAAAAAUGCUAGACUCCUGUUGGCUUCUCUGUGUGUUUUGAGUAUGCUCAUAUUUGGUUCACCUCUGGUAAAAGAGGGCAGAAGUAUUGUUAGCCGUUUUCCUAUCAGCAAUUUGCUGAGUUUGUUUAGACUACUUACUAUACACUCUUACACCCGCUCACUUUCCCUUUGUGUCCGAGCCUUGUGUGCACUUCCCAGGGACCAGACUCUGAUGCAGAUCACUCCCCAGUAACAUUUUAGAUCUCCACUGUCCUCCUGGGAAAGACUAACGCACCAGGCGUUUCCUAUCCACUCGAAUUAUGGCAAAGAAAAUAUGCAUUUGUGGCUGCUUUAAAAAAAAAUGGGAAAAAAUAAAUAUAUAUACAUUGUUUUUUUCUUCCCAGAGUAAAUGAACAAAGGUCAGAUGCACUUUGUUUGGCUAUUGCUGCAGUGAGCAUGUGCGUGUGAAAGAGGUACGUGUGUUUUGACAGAUUGGUGUGGAAUGGGUUCUGUUCAGACUCCCACUUCGCCCAUUCCCAUUUAAGUCGUCUACAGUAUAGUGAAGACACGGACCCCGGGCGCUAGUACUGAGCCGCAGUAGGAACUGAAGAGCUGAGUCAUGUCCUAGCAGAGACACUACCGCUCUGUACCGCUGAGCUGGGAUUGCUGUCACAAAGGCCAAGAGGGGGCAGCUAUCUGGUAUCUACCCAUGAUGUGUUCUAUGGUAUACGUUGACAUACACAAGUCAUUUUGGGCCUGGUUUGCUCAGUGUUUGCAUCGGCUUUUUUACAUCUGGUAUAAAAACAUGCGAACAGUUAGGAACUGUUACCCGAGGUCUUUGUCGAAAUGGGCCGGUCUGCUAUUCAACUGGCUACGAUUGCAGAAUGGGAAGUAAGAAGGGAUGGAAACCGACGGACUAACCACCCACACGUCAGCUUGUGUGUGUUACAAAAUACGGAUCAGAUUACUUUUUUCUUUUUUUUUAAUUGCAGAUUUAUAUACGAGUGUUGGUUCUCUUGAUUUGAUAUUUGAGAGCAACUUUUUGUGAAUUGUGUUUUUUGAGGGAUUUGAUUGACUGGGUUUUCUGUUUCUUUUUCUCUGCUCAUUUAUUUUGACCGAUCCAGAGGUGUAUAUUGGACAGCGAUGACGUCAUUCGAGAUCCAGAAGCACAGAUGGGAGCUAGGUUAACGGUUCAGUAGCGAAACUGCUAUGGCUCCCUGUGUAGAAUCGUGACUCUUUCUGACAUCACUCUGAUCCUGUUUUAUUCUAGAGGUGUGAGGCUCGCUCCUGUCCUAUUUUCAAAUGAAAUGGGUCUUUUUAAUUUGGUCUGACCCUCGCUCCUCAUUCUCACGGAACGGGUCUUUUUAUUUCACCCCUACAUUUGAACAUUGUUAACCCCUGGCAGUGCCAGUAGGAACCGUGGGCAUUCUAGCAUUCCGUGAUAGACCGCUCCGCUUUGACCAUCAACACCAGAGGUCUGUUCAGGAGGGUGCCCUUUUACAGAAGGCUCAUAUAUAAAUGUUUUGUCUAGAACCAAUCUGAUUCUCGGUCUUGUAGAACUGGGAAUUGUGUCUGCUCUAUUCAUUACAUUUCUAGCUGCAACGUUCUGAAUGUUGCACCUCAUUGAAUGACCUCCAGUUGAAGGGCCUCCUCGGCAGUCUGUCAUUGGUCAUUUCUAUAGUCCUUGAUAUAUCUAUUUAAUGUACAUCUAAUGCUCUGGUCUGUUUCGACAAAGGAGUGGUCUAAAGAAGAAACGGACGCUUCCAGACUAGCUGAUACCUUCCCAUCCCUUAUGGCUUCAUAUGAAAUCAAUAAAUGGUUUUCACUCCAGAGAAAUCAUGUUGAUUUCACAAAGGCCCCUUAACUGGUCCUGGAGGACCACCGUCCCACCGGUUGCCUAGCUACCCUUCAUCCCAGAGCUCACCCACUCCUCUCCCAUCUCAUUGGAUGAGAGCGAGAGUUGUCAAGCUUUUUAUUGGAUGUUCCACUCUGUUUAUAUCCGCAGCAACUGGCCUGUUGAUAAGAUAGGCCACGUAGGACUAGAGUUGAGCUGCUCCUCUUGCUAGAAUUUCUCUUUAGGCACACCUAUCUAGGAUCAGCUUACCCUUUCCAAAUCCUAACCUUCACCAUUAGGGACGGGGGAUGCAAACUGACCUUAGCUCAGUGGGCAUAUAUUCUAGGCACCCCACACACUGUGCCCCCGCAGGACCAGCUAAAGGGGGUCUACAUUAGUUUUUUUGGGGAUGACCAGCCCUGGCCCCCUCCGAUCUGUAAGAUGUGCUAAUGGAAGAGAGAAGUUUUUUUUUGUUUUUUUUUGCAUUUAAGAGUUCUGUUCCCUCUUCCACUGUCGCCUCUUAUUUCUGAAAGUGUCCGAUAUCUUUUUAUUUAAUGUGGAAAAAGAAAACAGAAAUAAAUUAUUUGAUUUUUUUAA
Salvelinus fontinalis (brook trout) is the source of this 5222-nucleotide messenger RNA. Its product is annotated as N-alpha-acetyltransferase 30-like. Gene Ontology annotation, molecular function: protein-N-terminal amino-acid acetyltransferase activity. The transcript is spliced from 4 exons. Lineage: Eukaryota; Metazoa; Chordata; Actinopteri; Salmoniformes; Salmonidae. Gene Ontology annotation, biological process: N-terminal peptidyl-methionine acetylation. Gene Ontology annotation, cellular component: NatC complex. Bases 211 to 1383 code for a protein of 390 amino acids. The record is from RefSeq and is a predicted model, not a curated record.